Molecule: messenger RNA, 1994 nt
Organism: Andrographis paniculata
Lineage: Eukaryota; Viridiplantae; Streptophyta; Magnoliopsida; Lamiales; Acanthaceae
Exons: 9
Coding region: 1-1887 (628 amino acids)
Biological process (GO): glucan catabolic process
Molecular function (GO): beta-glucosidase activity
Source: RefSeq, a predicted model, not a curated record
AUGAUAAUGGAGAGACAGCAUAGAUUAUUACUGCUGGGGAUUGUGGUAUUAUGUUUUCUGGGAGCCAAAUCAGAUACAGACAACUAUGCAUACAAGAACCCUGAAAGGCCAAUGAAUCUUAGAAUCCAGGACCUGAUGAGAAGGAUGACACUGGCGGAGAAGAUUGGCCAAAUGGUGCAAAUCGAGCGAGCUGCGGCGUCUGCUGAGGUCCUGCGGAAGUAUCAUAUAGGGAGUGUGUUGAGCGGCGGGGGCAGUGCUCCGGCGCCGAAAGCUUCUCCCAAGCAAUGGGUGGAUAUGGUGAAUGCCUUCCAAAAUGCAUCCUUGUCGACGCGCCUUGGGAUCCCAAUGAUCUAUGGGAUUGACGGCGUUCACGGCCACAACACGGCUUAUGGCGCGACCAUGUUCCCACACAAUAUCGGCCUCGGGGCCACAAGAGAUCCUCAGCUGGUUAGAAGAAUUGGAGCUGCCACUGCACUUGAACUCAGGGCAACGGGGAUUCCUUACACCUUUGCACCUUGCAUUGCUGUCUGCCGCGAUCCGAGGUGGGGAAGGUGUUACGAGAGCUACAGCGAGGACACCAGCGUCGUGAAAGAAAUGACCGAGCUCAUACCAGGGCUGCAAGGAGAUAUUCCACCCAACUCUCCGAAGGGUGUUCCAUAUGUCGCCGUUGGAAAAGACAAGGUUGCAGCAUGCGCGAAACACUAUGUCGGCGAUGGAGGCACGACUAGGGGCAUCAAUGCGAACAACACUGUCACAAGCUUCCACGGAUUGCUUAGCAUCCAUAUGCCUCCCUACGACGUGUCCAUCAUCAAGGGCGUCGCCACUGUCAUGGUCUCGUAUUCGAGCUACAAUGGAGUGAAGAUGCAUGCCCAUCGCGAACUCAUCACCGAUUUUCUUAAGAAGAAGCUGCGCUUCAGAGGAUUUGUCAUCUCAGACUACAAGGGUAUCGAUCAAAUAACUUCUCCUAUGAAUGCUAACUAUACGUACUCAAUUCUAGCCGGAGUUGGAGCUGGCAUCGACAUGGUCAUGAUUCCAGACAACUACGUAGAAUUCAUUGAUGGACUAACAUCCUUGGUGAGGAGAAACUUCAUUCCCAUGAGCCGGAUUGACGAUGCAGUGAAGAGAAUUCUGCGAGUUAAGUUCAUAAUGGGGCUGUUUGAGAAUCCCUUUGCUGAUUACAGCAUGGUUAACUAUGUAGGGAGCCAGGAACACAGACAACUAGCCCGGGAAGCUGUGAGGAAAUCCCUGGUGCUUCUGAAAAACGGCCAAUCUGCAGACAAGCCAUUGAUCCCUCUACCUAAGAGAGCAUUCAAGGUACUCGUUGCAGGAUCACACGCCAACGACAUUGGCAACCAGUGUGGUGGCUGGACUAUAGGCUGGCAAGGGGCAAGCGGCAACACAACAAUAGGUACCACAAUUCUUCAAGGCAUAAAGAUGACAGUUACCCCUGAUACCAAAGUUGUUUACCACAAAGAACCAAGUCCUGAAUACUUGAACUCCACCAAACCAUCUUACGCCAUUGUUGUCGUGGGCGAAUCACCGUAUGCAGAAGGGAAUGGGGACAGCUUGAACUUGACACUGCCAGAGAAUUCUUACAACACCAUAACAAAUGUAUGUGGACAUGUGAGAUGUGUGGUGGUGCUGAUCACCGGCCGGCCAGUCGUGAUUCAGCCGUAUCUUCCACAGAUUGAUGCACUUGUUGCUGCUUGGCUGCCGGGCACCGAAGGACAUGGAGUUGCUGAUGUCCUGUAUGGGAACUAUGGGUUCAGUGGCAAAUUGCCACACACUUGGUUCAAGACCGUCGAUCAGCUGCCCAUGAACGUUGGGGAUCAGCAUUAUGAUCCUCUGUUCCCUUUCGGAUUUGGGCUUUCGAUUAAGCCUACCUGAGGCCAGCUGAAUUCAUAAUUGGUUGUUAUUUACAAUAAGGAGAUACUUGCAUACCAUAAUCCUCUGGAAAACAGUACAAUAAAGAUAUAAUAAUUCAAAAUUACACA